AUGGAGGCACGAAGUCCGCUCAAGUUCAAAGGCACCAAGCCCGGCCAGGCCAUUAAGCCUGGAACCGCCCUUCGUAUCCUUGGUGUUGGUGAUUCCAUCACUGUAGGGUUUCUCAGUGACCUGGAUGGAGGCGAUGGAAAUGGAUACCGGUUGAAGCUUCGACAAAAUCUUUCAAAGCGCAGACUAAUGCUUGAUGAAGAUGAUCGCGUGUCUUUCAUCGGAACCGAGACAGUUCGCGGAACGAUCCCUGAUAACUACUUCGUGAGUGUUGCGUAA
Molecule: messenger RNA, 276 nt
Organism: Colletotrichum chrysophilum
Lineage: Eukaryota; Fungi; Ascomycota; Sordariomycetes; Glomerellales; Glomerellaceae
Exons: 2
Coding region: 1-276 (91 amino acids)
Source: RefSeq, a predicted model, not a curated record